Messenger RNA from Ornithorhynchus anatinus (platypus), 1281 nucleotides. RefSeq names its product 1-acylglycerol-3-phosphate O-acyltransferase Pnpla3-like. The record is from RefSeq and is a predicted model, not a curated record. Gene Ontology annotation, cellular component: membrane; lipid droplet; cytoplasm. Gene Ontology annotation, molecular function: triacylglycerol lipase activity. The coding region runs from base 1 to 1281 and encodes 426 amino acids. Gene Ontology annotation, biological process: lipid homeostasis; triglyceride catabolic process. NCBI's taxonomy places the organism in Eukaryota, Metazoa, Chordata, Mammalia, Monotremata, Ornithorhynchidae. The transcript is spliced from 9 exons.
AUGUUCGACCUGGAGCGGGGCUGGAACUUCUCCUUCACCGGCUGCGGUUUCCUGGGCUUUUAUCACACCGGGGUCCUCACCUGCCUGAACGAGCGCGCCCCGCACCUGCUGCUCGGAGCCCGCAAGCUCUACGGAGCCUCCGCCGGGGCGCUCAGCUGCGCCAUCCACCUCUGCCAGAUUCCUCUGGAUGUUCUCUGUGAGAUCCUUGUGGAUUUGGUCCGAAGAGCCCGGUACCAAAACAUUGGGGUGCUCCACCCGUCCUUCAACCUCUCCCGGAACCUUAGAAAGAUAUUGGACAAGCACCUCCCUGGCAAUGCCCACCAACUGGUGUCGGACAAGCUGUGCGUCUCCCUCACCCGCGUGGCCGACGGGAAGAACGUCCUGGUGUCUCACUUCCUCUCCAAACAAGAUGUCAUCGAUGCACUCAUUUGCUCAUCUUUCAUCCCGAUUUACUGCGGAUGGAUCCCGCCUUCAUUCCGAGGAGAGCGUUACGUGGAUGGGGGCAUCAGCAACAACCAGCCCCAAGGGGAGGACAGCGCGACGAUCACCGUGUCCCCAUUCUACGGCGAGUGCGACAUCUGCCCGAGGGUCCCGAUGUCCAAUUUAUUUUGCGUGACCAUGGCCAACCUCAGCUUUCGGCUGUGCCAGGAAAACUUCUACCUGCUCACCAGGACCUUAAUCCCCCCAGAGCCACAGGUCGUUACAGAGCUCUGCCAUCAAGGGUACUUGGAUACUUUCCACUUCUUGGAAGACCACGGCCUCCUGAAGCCACCGGCUCCCUGCUCAUGUCUGCCGCCCAUCCCCAGCUCUGCCCCUCCAGCCACAGGUUGUGGACUGGAGGACCAUCGGGAGGCUGAUACUCUGCCCGCCCUCCAGCACCAGACCAUCGUGCCCCGGAAUGAGAGGAUCUCCGACAUCCUGUCGUCCGGUCUGUUCAAAGCACUGACCUGGGCAUUGGCACAGCAGGGUGGACUCCAGGCCCAGAUUUCUCGCCUGCUGCCUGUGCAGAUCCUGUCCUGCCCGCUGCUGCCCUGCACACUACCUGUGGAGUCUGCCCUCUGGACUGUCCGCAGGUUGAUCGAGUGGAUUCCUGACAUCCAAGAGGACAUUCGGUGGCUGCUAGAGGAGAUGAACGGCGCCUUCUGGCCUCAGCCACGAGGGUUUCUCGCGGGCACAAACAGGCGCUCUAAUGGCGGCCGGGGGCGUCCAACGCCCCCCAGGACCGCCCCUUCUGCUAAAACGCGGGUGCCCCUGGGGGCGUCGCCAGACCCCGCGUUGUAG